Molecule: messenger RNA, 1224 nt
Organism: Gossypium raimondii (Peruvian cotton)
Lineage: Eukaryota; Viridiplantae; Streptophyta; Magnoliopsida; Malvales; Malvaceae
Product: BURP domain protein RD22
Exons: 1
Coding region: 268-906 (212 amino acids)
Source: RefSeq, a predicted model, not a curated record
AGGUAUAAACUCUUUAAAAUGUUUAUAUUUAUGAAACCCAACAGUUUGUAAUCCAUGGCAUAUAUUAUUUUCAUGUUUUCCAUCAUCUUCUUCUUAAUAAAUCGUCACCAUAAAUUAUGGUUUAAGCCAACAGUUUUAAAAUUGAAUUCAAUAUCUCUAAACUAGUUAGUAAAUUGAUGCAACUGAAUGAGUCCAACAUGAUUUUCACCUCUUUGCAAACCAUAUGUAGGAAACAAGAAACAUGGGAGCGCUGCAAUAAAUGGAACAAUGUUCUUCUUCCAAGAGGAUCUGCACCCUGGUAAGAGGGUGAAUUUACCACUACUCGCCAAGACGUGGGACUUGACUACCUUCUUGCCUCAACAAGUUGCUCGGUCAAUACCCUUUUCGUAUAACGAGUUUCCUCAAAUUCUAAAUCUCUUCUCCCUGGAUCCCGAAUCAAUGGAAGCCAAUGAUAUGGAACAAACAAUUAAUGUUUGUGAAAGAGAAGGGCUGCGUGGAGAAGAAAUAUUUUGUGCCACUUCGUUCGAGUCGUUUGUUGAUUCCAGUGUUUCAAAGCUUGGGAAAAAUAUCCAGUUACUAGCCAACGAGCUUGCGAAAGAAACUAAUAACCCAGUGUUUACCAUCGGAAGGGGAAUACAAAAUAUGGGGGAAGAGGAGCUUGUUUGCCACAAAAUGAGCUAUCCAUAUGCUGUGUUCUUAUGCCAUUCAAUCGACAGUACAGUGGUGUAUAAAGUUCCACUGGUGGGCAUGGAUGGGACAAAAGCCAAAGCUUUAGUUAUUUGCCACAAAGAUACAUCCGCUUGGAGCCCCAAUCACCCUGUCUUUGAGAUUCUUAAAGUUAAGCCAGGAACUGUCCCCAUUUGCCAUUUUGCUGUUAGAGAUACCCUCGCCUGGGUUCGGAAAUGAACUAUGCGCAGCGUUGUAACCAAAAUGUCACCUUAAAGUGCUGCAUAAGCGCCAAAUAAAUUUUGUUCUAAAAAAAAUAAAAAAAAAGCAUCAAAUAAUUUUUUUUAAAAUUUCCAAGACGAAUAUCCUACAAUACUUUGUAAUAAAAAUAUAUUAAGGAAAGACAUUCCAUGUUACAUAUGUGUUGCAAACUUGUACUCUCUUUCAUCCUACCGAUGAAUAACAAUGGAUUUCACAUGGUGAAAAUAUAUCAUUGUCGACAAGAAAUUAAUUUUACUAGAAAGUUGGAUGAAUGAACAUUGGCAAAAAAAUACUUGA